CGGCGCCAAUGGCGCGCGCGGCCCGCCGUUCAAAGCCGGCAGCGCGAGCGGUGGGUAACGGCUCCGGGGCCCGCCCGGUAACGGCUCCGGGGGCGGCGCGGCCCCUCCGCGCUCCCCGUCCCCGCGGGCCAUGGACCUGUCGAGGGAGUUCUUCGGGAAGCUGCGCGGGCUGGCGCUCGCCCUGGAGAGGGAGGCGCGGCAGCUGGAGCGGGCCCUGCGCAGGGAGGACGCGGACUAUGAAGAUGAACCUUCAAUAAGAGUCUUACAUGACCUCCAUUGUGAAAUCAGGACUCUGAAGGAAGAAGUUAAUGCCAGUCUUGGUAAGAGUUGUUCUGAAAAACAAGCAAUUCAUGACUUUAUGAAGGCAAGUGAAAUAUUGAUGCAAAGAAAUGCAGCGGAUCUUGGAAAAAUAAGAGAGCUGUUCCAGAAAUAUGGCUACAAACCACAUUUCAAAGACCCUACAGAAGAGAAGAAAGAAGCUGUUAACAGUGAUUCAAUGGUGUCUGUCCAGAACAAAUUUGAGGAAGAAAAAUCAGAUGAUGUGCCUCACCUUCCUGCUUCUGCUGAGAAGCCACUGGUGCCCAAGGACCCACUGCGUAACCCCCAGCUUGCUGAUUUUGGCCUUUCACAAUAUGCUUUCUCCAGGCCUUGGAGUGCAGUGAAAGGGCAACGUGCAACAAAUGCACCUCAAGAAAAUGCAAGCAGCAGGACUCCCUUGAAAACACAGACCCCCCAUACUUUGCCCAAAACACCAAAAUGUAUGCUAAAGAUGGAUGAUUAUGAGUGUAUAACACCAAAACUUGAACACUUUGGCAUUAGUGAACAUACCAUGUGUAUGAAUGAAGAUUAUACUAUGUCACUUAUUCAUAAAACUGCUCAGGCAAGCAAGAUGUUGGUUAAAAAAGAUGGUAAUGAAGUGAAUAUACCAGAAAUGACAGCCAGGGAAAUCAUGGUUACUCCUCGGCCAAAACAAAAAGUGCCAGCUGAGAAUGCACCUGACUGGAUGACUUCUCCUAUGGUAUUUGUGUUCUGUACUCCUGAGGUGAAUAUCUCUACCAGAAAAAACAGUAAACCACAAUCAAGGUCACCAGAGCCAAAUGAACUGCCUCUUCCUAGCCACACCAGAACACCACAGUUUCCAGAUUUUGAAACAAGAUGGCUAAAAACUGAAGCUAAGCAGGUAAAGCAGGGGGAAAAGACUGAGUCUGUGACAAAGAGUGAUGCAACAGACAAUAACCAAUACAGAGGAAAUAACCUUCCUUUUGCUGUGAGCUCUGAUGAGUACCUGAAACAUUUUGGAGACCCUUCUCCUCCUGAAAUAAAACACUAUGACCACUUACUCAAUACUCCUCCACCUCCAGAAAUAACAAGGAUACCAGAUGAUGUUCUACAGAUUCUGUCCAAGUAUAACCAUAAAGCAGAUGCUUCUAAAGCCAAGGAAACAGAGACAAAGGGAGGGAAUACUACAAGAUAUGAAAGUGAUUUCACUGAUUACUGCAACAAAGAGAACAGAGGAUAUCCUGGAUUUUUCAAGCCAAACAUCUGAAAUCAAGCUGAAGACCAUGUUUCAUGUUCAUGGGUCUCAUCACCGGAUCAUAAGCUCAAAAAGUAAAACAAAAUAGUGGUGAGAGGAAAGAGCUACACAAAAGAAGCUUUUUGAUGGAGGAAGUUUGAUGUGGACCAACCUGUUUGAACUAACAACUUGUGCUUAAUUGUUUUAUUGAAAUUAUUGGCAAAAUAUAUUGAGGGUUUAUAAAUACAGAUAUGCUUCAAAGAGGACUGGGGUCAUGCAUGAGGUGGUACUUCAGUUUCACCUGUUCUCAUGUUUGUGUAGGGAGGUGUUUGCAGCAGGCUGUAGAGAAGUGCUGCUAGGUUGCAAGAAGGGGCAAGUCCAGUUCAUUGCUCCAGAAAGUGGAUAUGUAUCUGACUGUUCUGGUGACACUGCACAGCUUUUCAGGGCUGAGUUUGAAGUCUAGUACUUCAAAAGUAUUGGGUGUCUUCAAUAAAAACAAGUUGUUUUACUUGAAGAGUAACUCCUGCCCCCCUGUUUAAAGUACUUCUGUGCUAUUGGUCACUGCUGUAAUGCUAAGACAUACCAGACAUAUUCCUGCAUCAGGCUCUCAGUUACUGAUCUGAUAGGUGGGCUUUUCUUACCCUGAUCCUGCUUUCUUAUUACAGCUUUCUUUGUACUGGGGGCUAUACAUUGGUUUUCCUUUUGACAAUCUAACCACAAAGCUCUAAAAGGUGACUGGCUUGAAUAUGAUUUAUUUUAAAAUCUCCUGUGAAAUCACUACAGCUUACAGAAGCUUACUGCUUCAGCUGCUGGAAGGACCUGUUGGCUGGCAUGUGCCUUUUGUGAGUGGUGGUUUCACUUCUAAACACGCACAUCUAUCCCCAUAAUAGCUGACCAAGCUGAAGUUCUCUGAGCUGUUGAGCACUUUUUUGAUAUCUGGUACUCAUAGUAAUCAGCCUUUUUUUUUUUUCUACCAGAGGUUUUACUUUUGUCCACAAGAAUUCUCAGCUACAUAUCCUUGUCUGGUGUCAGUUUGAUGUCUCCAAUGUCACCUAUUCCUCUGAGUGACUCCAGGACUGUUCUUGCCAGCUGUAAUGUGGUCUUUCUGAUGAUGGCUAAAACUUUGUUAUUUAUAUGAGGGCAGGGAUAUGCAACACAUGAGAAGGGAGAGACUGUCCCAGGAAGUGGGGAGAAGGGUGUGUGUUUUGAACACAGCUUCACAUUUUUAAGUCUUUGAGAUAUGCAAACAUCUGGAGAUACCUGGAAGUGUUUCUCCAAUUGUUUAGAUGGACUUAUCUUUGCUAAAACCUAGCAAGUAAAGGAGCUUUUUUCCAUCCCAUUCCAGUCAUUAUCCAGGAUAAGCAUACAUCAAAUUAACUGGAGAAGCUAAUUUUCUACUGUUGUAAUUUUUCUGUGCUGGCUUCUGUUUAAAAAUAUGUAUGUAUUGUGUGUCAGUCUUUGAUAUUGAUUGAUGCUUUUGAAUACUAAAUAAAUCUGUCUCAGAUGUUUGGUGGCUCUUUGGAAAACUAAUCAUCUGCCACUAUAAAAGCAUUUACUUCUUUCCAGCUCCUUCAGCGAGUGAAUGCCAGACCUGCUUCCACCAUCUUCACAGACUGAAAAACAUUUAAUGGGCUGGAUUCUAGUCAUGGAGUUUCAUGGUCUUAAAAAGGUACAAAGUAUUCUGCUGCAGAGCAAGAGUUUUUCAUCUAGACAUUUACCAGCAAUAAGCAGGAGGUGUUUCACAGCCUGCAUUCUCCCUUCACAGCACUUUAGGGCUACUUUCUUGCCCUAAAGCAAUCCAGAUAUCCCAAUAGACUCCAUUUAGUCAAAUGGAACAAGCAGCACUACUUUCCUGGUCCUUGCUGUAUUCCCGCUCCACUUUGCCUCUUCAACUAAUGAAAUUCUAGAAAGGUCUGGCCAGCAUCUUCCCUAAACGUGAGGACAGCUGUGCUCCAUGCUUUUCUCCAUUAGGGAACUGCAGUGCUAUACCAGUGCUGGGCUCUCACAGUAAGCCACUUGAAUCAUUGUUCUUCCUAUUGAAUAUAAUUUUCUGCUAUAUUUUACCACUAUUUCAUUAAUUAAUAUGAAAUAAAUUAAUAUUUUGAGAUACAAA
This is a messenger RNA of Apus apus (common swift), 3626 nucleotides long. RefSeq names its product spindle and kinetochore associated complex subunit 3 (gene SKA3). NCBI's taxonomy places the organism in Eukaryota, Metazoa, Chordata, Aves, Apodiformes, Apodidae. The transcript has 9 exons. The record is from RefSeq and is a predicted model, not a curated record. Gene Ontology annotation, biological process: mitotic cell cycle; chromosome segregation. Bases 131 to 1546 code for a protein of 471 amino acids. Gene Ontology annotation, cellular component: spindle microtubule; outer kinetochore.